This is a messenger RNA of Odocoileus virginianus texanus, 2419 nucleotides long. It is a transcript of the gene CALB1, whose product is annotated as calbindin 1. Gene Ontology annotation, cellular component: terminal bouton; nucleus; synapse. Gene Ontology annotation, molecular function: calcium ion binding. Lineage: Eukaryota; Metazoa; Chordata; Mammalia; Artiodactyla; Cervidae. The record is from RefSeq and is a predicted model, not a curated record. Gene Ontology annotation, biological process: regulation of long-term synaptic potentiation; regulation of presynaptic cytosolic calcium ion concentration.
GCCUAUACCCUGAGGCUCUCACCCCAUUCAGCGCUGACACACACAUACUCCACGCAGACCACCCACUCCGCUCUACGAUGGCAGAAUCCCACCUGCAAUCAUCUCUGAUCACAGCCUCACAGUUUUUUGAGAUCUGGCUUCAUUUCGACGCUGACGGAAGUGGUUACCUGGAAGGAAAGGAGCUUCAGAACCUGAUCCAGGAGCUCCAGCAGGCGCGGAAGAAGGCUGGUUUGGAGUUAUCACCUGAGAUGAAAACUUUUGUGGAUCAGUAUGGACAAAGAGAUGAUGGAAAAAUAGGAAUUGUAGAGCUGGCCCACGUGCUACCCACAGAAGAAAACUUCCUGCUGCUUUUCCGGUGCCAGCAGCUGAAGUCCUGCGAGGAAUUCAUGAAGACAUGGAGGAAAUAUGAUACUGAUCACAGCGGCUUCAUAGAAACGGAGGAGCUGAAGAACUUUCUAAAGGACUUGCUGGAAAAAGCAAACAAGACUGUUGAUGAUACAAAACUAGCUGAGUAUACAGACCUAAUGCUGAAAUUGUUUGAUUCAAAUAAUGAUGGGAAGCUGGAAUUAACUGAGAUGGCCAGAUUACUACCAGUGCAGGAGAAUUUUCUUCUUAAAUUUCAGGGAGUCAAAAUGUGUGGGAAAGAGUUCAAUAAAGCUUUUGAGUUAUAUGAUCAGGAUGGCAAUGGAUACAUAGAUGAAAAUGAACUGGAUGCUUUACUGAAGGAUCUGUGUGAGAAAAAUAAACAGGAUCUGGAUAUUAAUAAUAUUCCAACAUACAAGAAAAGUAUAAUGGCUUUAUCGGAUGGAGGGAAGCUAUACCGAACGGAUCUGGCUCUCAUUCUCUCUGCUGGUGACAACUAGGGUUGAAGACCAUGACCACUCAUUAGUGAUACAUUGUCUCUAAAAAAUAAUUGUGCACCAUAAGGAUGUAGGCUGUCUUUUCUUUUGUAUCUGUAAAUUUAACUGCAUAUAGAUAAUUAUCCAAGAUCUGUGGCACACUCUUUUCAGAUUGUUUCUAUACUCUUUGUAAUGUACAGUUUUUGUAACCAUAUGACUGAAAAGGAGGAUGUCUAUGCUUAGGCCAGUCAAUACACCCAAUGAAAAAAAAAUAACCUAACAUAUUCUUCCUUCCAUACAUGUUGUUGGACAAGACUUCCCUCAGAAAUCCACCAGGAUUAGUCUCUAAAAUCCUAGUCUCUGAUAUUUGUCACUAUUGAAUAGAAGGAUUAUACAUAACAAGCUAAGCAUUCUUAUUUCAGACAAUCUGAAGUCUGCCCAACAAAAUAGUUCUAAGCUGUAUUUCCAAUUGGAAGAAAUGUGCUUUUGCAUCUAAAAUACCAAACUACCAAUCAAUAGUUAAUCACGGCUCUAUGAGGUUAAUAGUCUCACUUCACUGGGCAAGAAUUUAGUGAAUCAGCAAUACUUCUACUGCUUGAAUUCUUGUCAGUCUACUGGUUCAAGUUGAUUUGAUGACAAGGAAAGGCAGACAAUGCAUACAUCUACCUAAUUCUACAUUUGUAUUUGUAUUUAUAAGUCUACUGUCAAAGAGUAUGACCUCAACCCAUUUUCUAACUGGUUUCAUGUCUUGCAGCCUAUAAUUAUUCUAGGAAACUGCUGUUUUAUGUCAUAGUCUAUGUACUAUCAGAUUAAAUUAUAUAUCAAAUAUCCUGGUGUUUACUUUGCAUACUUCUUGGAUUUUCUUUCUGUGUAGAACUGUUCUUCUCCACCAAGGGUAACUGCUGCCUCUGAAAAUAAUUUUUUUCUGGAUACGACAGCCCUAUUUUUACUACCUAAGUGAAUUUUAAGGUAAAAUUCACGGCACCCUGAUUAUUGAAUGUUACAUCAACAAUUUUGUCUAUUCUGUGAAUUCUAUAUUUCAUACUGAUCAGCAUUCAAACUAGUUCUAUUUCUAUCUGCAGAUAGUUUCAAAUGAGUUAAAAAGAACAUCUGGAAAGAAAUGCUAAUGCAAUCAUUUAUCUUAUUUAGCAAGGGUAAUUCUAAAACAUUCUCUUGACACACAUUCAAGCCACAGUUUCAUAUAUUUGUAGCUAGAACAUAUUAUAUUGGCUAUAGUUGACAUGUCAUGCUUGGUGAUUUCUCAUUUUUUGAUUGUGAAGCAGGGAACUAUGAGAGAUGUGUCUCUGAAAUUUAUAGUUACUACCAAAGAGUCAAUGGUUCUGGAUGACUUUGAAUGUUGCCAUUCUAUAAAUUCAGCACUGAUUUUCUCAAUUCAUAUAAAUAACAAAAAGUGAGGUAUUUCUUUCCCCCAAGAAUGAACAGAAAAGAGAUUGCCAAAAAAUAAAAUUUAUCAUAUGAUUUCAGUGGUAGACUGGCUUUGCUUUUAGUGUGUAAAUGGAAGCACUGGACUUAGGCUGAAUUGAACUACUAAGAAUAAAUAAAAAUGAAAAUAACUUUAA